AUGGCAUUCACACUUGCUCUGCACCGCGUUUGUGCCCCCACCUUCACGAGCCGGCUCGCCGUUCGCCCGCUCUCCACCACUCGACUCCUGCGCCAAAACGAGGACGGACCUUCAUUUCCAUUCGCAAAGGGCCCAGCUCCCCCGCGCCUCCCUAAGGAAGAACAAGAAAUCUUCGAAGACCUCCAGCGCCGCUCGACUGGCGCAUUCAGUACGCCGCAAGUCAACCAGUCCCCACAAACCGAGAUCAAGGUCAACGGCAGUGGCGAGGAGCUUCAUCCGGAUGCGCCACAAGGCUUGAAGCCCGAGUUCGAAGGCGAGAAGAACCCUAAGACUGGCGAAGUUGGUGGCCCGAAGAACGAGCCGCUGCGAUGGGGUUCUGCAGGUGAUUGGAGCUACGGUGGCCGGGUGACCGAUUUCUAA
Molecule: messenger RNA, 420 nt
Organism: Penicillium cinerascens
Lineage: Eukaryota; Fungi; Ascomycota; Eurotiomycetes; Eurotiales; Aspergillaceae
Product: succinate dehydrogenase assembly factor 4
Exons: 1
Coding region: 1-420 (139 amino acids)
Biological process (GO): mitochondrial respiratory chain complex II assembly
Cellular component (GO): mitochondrion
Source: RefSeq, a predicted model, not a curated record